Messenger RNA from Lithohypha guttulata, 2310 nucleotides. RefSeq lists its product as uncharacterized. The transcript is spliced from 3 exons. Gene Ontology annotation, biological process: peptidoglycan turnover; carbohydrate metabolic process. Lineage: Eukaryota; Fungi; Ascomycota; Eurotiomycetes; Chaetothyriales; Trichomeriaceae. The record is from RefSeq and is a predicted model, not a curated record. Gene Ontology annotation, molecular function: hydrolase activity, hydrolyzing O-glycosyl compounds; acyltransferase activity, transferring groups other than amino-acyl groups. Bases 1 to 2310 code for a protein of 769 amino acids.
AUGGCUGUGGCGACUACAGGCGAUAAGCAGCUUGCCAGACGGAUCGCCAGAGCCACAGCAGAAGAAUUGACCUCUUGUGGGAUCAACUGGGUGCUUGGUCCAGUCUUGGAUGUCCUCACCAAUGCUCGCAAUCAGCCAUUAGGUGUGAGGUCUUAUGGAGAUGAUCCUGCGAUAGUCUCAGCGUUUGGCUAUGAAGCCAUCAAGGGCCUACAGGAGGGCGGUGUAGCUACCUGCGGGAAGCAUUUUCCUUCUUACGGCAACCUCGAGUUCUUAGGUGCACCUACUGACGUACCCACAAUCACGGAUUCUCUUGAGAACUUGUCACAGAACGCUUUGGUACCCUUUCGACACGCCAUUGCUGGCGGUAUCGACGCUAUCAUGGUUGGAGGCGUCGCAAUGUCCUCUGACCACAUCAACGUCAUGCAUGCUUGCUUAUCAGACCAGAUUUGUCGAGAUCUAUUGCGGACGGAGAUGAAGUUCGGAGGUAUAGUCGUGUCAGAAUGCUUAGAGAUGGAAGCCUUGAGCCGUAACAUUGGUAUUAGUGGUGGUACGGUCAUGGCUUUCAAAGCAGGUUGCGACAUCAUUCUCACAUGCCGGUCAAUGUCUGUCCAAGAAGAAGCAAUCAACGGAUUGACUGCAGGACUCGAAAAUGGCAUGAUCGAGAAAGACCGGGUACAAGAGUCUGUGGAACGGGUGCUGAGCCUGAAAGACAAAUAUACAUCGUGGGAGAAGGCCUUUUCGCCGCCAGGUCUGGACAAUCUCGACCGCCUUCGCUACACCAACAGCAGCCUUUCGUCAACGGCAUACACCAACACCGUCCGAGUUGUACGAGACCAAAAGAAGUAUCUGCCACUUGCAAACGUGAUGCGUCCUGAAGACGAACUCCUGCUUCUCACGCCUUUGGUGAAGCCACUGCCAGGUUCUGCUGCGUUCAAGCAAUCUACCGAGGAAAUUCUGGAAGGGCCAGUCUCUUUCAGAACAACACAGGUGACGGACGGCACGCUGAUGGCUGGAGAAAAAGUCUUCCAGAAGCUUGGUCAAGCACUAGCCAUUUACCGCGAGGGUAAAGUUCUGCACGCUUCAUACACAGCCAACGGUGUCCGACCACAGCAUGAGGCCUUGCUAGAACGUGCCAGUGCUGUUGUGGUUAUUACAGCCGAUGCAGGCAGGAACAAGUAUCAGGCUGCCUUUGCAAAGCAUAUUGCAAUGCUCUGUCGAAUUCAUAAGGACCUUCCUGGUCGAUCUAACGAGAAACCAUGUGUUGUGGCUGCUGUCAGCUCACCCUUCGACUUCGCUUCUGACAUGUCUAUAGGUACCUACAUAUGUACAUUCGAUUUUACUGAUACUGCAUUACAAACCCUUGUCAAAGUUCUACAUGACGAAUCGAGAUCAGCAGACACAAAGACUAGGAAUAGUACGAACCACAAAACACGCAAACAUAGUCAAGCACGUCAGCAGUGGCUUGUUGAGCACUAUCGCGAUGAUCGCGAUAGAGCUGCCUUAGACGCUCUCUUGUUGACCUCUGCGGCAGCCGCACCACCAGGAUCAAGCCUACUUAGGGUCGCUACGGCCGCUUCAUUCCUGCUUUCCAGUGAUGUUAUCGACGAGGCGCACUUUGUUGUCCGAAAUAGCUCGACGAAAGAAUUGAUCGGGUUUUGCGCAACAUACUACUCCCACCACGAUAGCGUGGGCUCGAUCGGUGCGAUAGUGGUUCAUCCAAGUCGACGUCAUCAAUCAGUUGGCCAUUCUUUGCACCAUCGUGCCAUCAGAGCAUUGCUGCAAAAGCCAGGACUUCAUCUGCUGGAGCUUGGCACAAGACUGCCGAAUCUAUUUCCUGGCUUGCCAAGUGACGAUCCAGAGGAGCAUCGUAAAUUGUCUCAAUGGUUUUCUAAGCUAGGUUGGACACCAUACCAGACAAAGACGGUGCUGCGGCUGGGUAUUCCAGAUCUGUCGCACUGGGAAGCACCUGAUGGCCUGGGCAAGAGUCUGGCUAUGCGCGAAAUUAAGUACGAUUUGGUACAUGGAACCGAAUACACCGACAGCAUUAUGGAGCACGUCAAGCUAAACGCUGGAGGAGUUGGCUCGACAGUCGUGAGUACGAAUGUGGAGGACAAGGCGUCGUUGUUACAAGGUCUGAUGUUGCUUGGUGUUCGCCAGUUGAAGAAGCAGGGCAUCAGUUCGCUUCUACUAGACUAUGUCGAUGACCCUUCCGCAUUGCCUGGACUCCAACGUAUGGGGUUCACCGUGCUCAAUACAUUCGAGACCAUACAAAACUUAGCCGAGGACUGGGAUACGUUCGAGAAGACGUGA